AUGGGGAUCCCACGGCUCCUGCACAACCUGGAGCCGUAUGCCACGCCCGUCGUGCUUGGCGCACCCGCGAAGCCAGCGCAGCAAGCAAAAGAGCAAGGGAAACCGGCCAAACGCGUCGUCAUCGACGGCCCCGGGCUGGCAUACCAUGCCUACCACCGCGCCGUGGGCCGGCGGCAGCGCGCGCGCAACGCCCUGGAAGCCAUGCCGCCGUACGCCGAAGUGUGCGACGUAGCGCUCGAGUUUGUCGACGCGCUGGAAGCCGCCGGGCUUGAGAUAGCGGCCAUCUUCUUCGACGGGCUCCUCCCCGCCGCGAAGCGCGACACGCGCCUCAAGCGCCUCGACGCCUACCUCAAGCAGCUGAUUGAGUUUCACGGCUCGCACAGCGCGGGCUCGGCCGUCGCGCCGCAGCGCGUGAGCGCCGAGGACGACAUCUUCGCCGCGCGCCCGCUGUCGGUGAAGAUGCGCGCGCUGCCCGCGCUGCCAUUCCUGGUGCCCGCCGUCAUCGAGCGCCUGCAGCGCAGCCGGCAUGGCAGCGUCACGCGCGUCGUCGCGGCCGAGGCCGACGCCUUCUGCGCCGCGGCGGUCAAGCGCGAUGGCGGCUGGCUGCUCACGUCCGACUCGGACCUGCUGGUGCAUGAUCUGGGGCCGGCGGGCGCCGUCGUCCUGUUCCGCGACAUCAACCGCAUCCUCUUGCCGGGCCGCGCGCAGCUCAAGGCCGUCGAGUACUGCCCCGCGCGGAUUGCGCAGACGCUGGGCCUGCCGACGCUGGCGCCGCUGGCGUUUGCGCUGCUGCAGGACCCGUUCCGCUCGGUGAAGGAGUGCGUGCGUGUGGCCAAGGGGCUCGAUGCCGCGAAUCCGUUUUACCAGAAGUUUCUGGAGGAAUACGUCGCCCUGGACACGCUUGUUGCAGAGGCUCCUCCCCAACCCGCGACCGCUCUCCCCUCCCUCCUCGGCUCCCUCGACCCCCGCAUCUCCGAAUACAUCCACCAAGCGCUGCCCUCGCUCUCCCCCUCCCCAACCGACUGCAACAUCUACCUCCCCUUCCUGAUCGACGACCCCACGCGCGCCUCAGCCUGGCGCCCCGCCUCCCCCCUCCGCCACCUCGCCUACUCGCUCCUCGCCCACCUAACCCCCCACCCCGAACCACAAACCAUCCGGGAAUUCGAGCGCCGCGGCCCGCGCGUCGCGAGCGCAGACGUCGAGCUCCUUGAGCCGGCAGAGGCGGCAGAGGCGUGCAGGGCGUUGGUGGCGGCGCUUGCGCGCGGCAGCGACAACGACGACGGCGAUGGCGGCAGAGGACAGGCGACGCGCUGCCUGCCGCGCUGGCGCGCCAUCGCUGCGUUUUGGCUCGCUGAUGCACUGGCUGCGGGCGGCGAGCGCGUGCCCUCGCGCGAGGAGCUGGCGGCGGUGGCGGCGCCACUGCAACGCGGCGUGGGUGCCGGUGCGGGCGGCUGGGCCAGCGUGCAUCGCCGUGCGCAGUGGGAGGGGGUGGCGUAUUCGCUGAGGAUGCUGAGGCAGUGCGUUGGUGUUGUUUUGGCUGUUGCGGGCGAUGGUGGUGUUGGGGGCGGGAAGGAGGAGGAGGAGAUAUGGUCGGGUGUUAGGGCAGUGCAGGAGGCGCUGGCGGGGCUGCCGGGCGUGGUGGACAUGUGGGACGCUGGUGGGGAGGGAGAGGAGGAGGAGCAGCAGCAGCAGCAGAAGGAGCUGGUGAGGGCGUUUCCGAGCGCGGUGCACGAAGCCGCGGAGGCAGAGGCGGCGGCUUUCACGGCGGCGGAGGCGAAGCGCAGGAGGAAGAAGAGGAAGCGCGGGGGUGGUGGUGGUGGUGAUGCUUCUUCUGCGGCAACGAGGCAGCAGAAGGCGGCGCCGUCGAAUAACAUGUACAGCCUGCUCGGCGAGAGCUGA
Molecule: messenger RNA, 1899 nt
Organism: Aplosporella prunicola CBS 121167
Lineage: Eukaryota; Fungi; Ascomycota; Dothideomycetes; Botryosphaeriales; Aplosporellaceae
Exons: 2
Coding region: 1-1899 (632 amino acids)
Source: RefSeq, a predicted model, not a curated record